This is a messenger RNA of Heterobasidion irregulare TC 32-1, 171 nucleotides long. RefSeq lists its product as uncharacterized. NCBI's taxonomy places the organism in Eukaryota, Fungi, Basidiomycota, Agaricomycetes, Russulales, Bondarzewiaceae. The record is from RefSeq and is a predicted model, not a curated record. The transcript has a single exon. The annotation marks the transcript as partial.
CUCUCCCGCCGGCAAGCACGUUGGUCACUCUUCCUCUCCCGCUUUGACUUCACCCUCGUCCACAAACCGGGCAUUACCCACUGGCCCGAUGCUCUGUCCAGGCAUCCAGACCUGAAAGAGGGGGUAAAAUUUGACAACGAAAACCAGGUACUACUACAACCUCAAAUAUUC